Lolium perenne is the source of this 421-nucleotide messenger RNA. NCBI's taxonomy places the organism in Eukaryota, Viridiplantae, Streptophyta, Magnoliopsida, Poales, Poaceae. The record is from RefSeq and is a predicted model, not a curated record.
CAUCCAUCUAAAUAUACUAUUCAUAUCAGUAAUAGUCAAAACAUGGCGUUCUACAAGCUCAAUGGCCAGAUGCAAGCCAAGGCAUGGACAACUUUGUUCCUUGUGCUCUUCGGGUGCCUCACGCUCACCUUGAUCUCCUCACACGGUGGAGAUCAGAUCGGAAGGGCCGGUGCUCGUCAUCUCCUGGAGGACAAGCAGGAGCGUGUAGGCAGCGACAAAAUCUAUAUACCAAAGUUGUGCAUCGCGAGAACUUGUGGCAGUAAUAUCACAGAUACCUGCACCAAGUUCUGCUGCGCAACGAUGAAGGAUCAGCCUUGCUGGCCCAAGCAGGCCGAUUGCAUUCAGUACUGUGGCAACGACUAAACUUCGCAACUAGGUUUUACAUAUUUCAGCACCUAUAAAUCUAUUCAUCUAUGUAAGA